AUGAAGAGUUUAAAAUACGAAGUGAAUACCUGGGCACAGCGUGGAGAUUCAGAAAAAAGUAGAAAUUUCGAGUCGGAAAGACCUUCGGCUGGGUGUCUGAAUGGUUUCGAAAUUCUGGGUUCUGAAGCAAAGUUCUUGAAGUUCUUGAUAGGAAUGAUGACUAGUUCAUCUUUUGCUGCCUCAAUAUCUGCUAAUAUUAAUUAUAUUCCUAUGCUUAAUGAAACCAAUUUUAAGGAUUGGAAAAGGAACUUACUUAUAGUUCUGGGAUGUAUGGAUUUAGACCAUGUAUUAAGGGAUGAACAACAUGCACCUCUCACUAAGGAAAGCACCCGUGAUGUGAAAGCGGAUUUUGAGAGGUGGGAUCGUUCAAAUCGCAUGAGUUUAAUGAUUAUGAAACAUAGCAUCCCAGAAGCUUUUUGGGGCACAAAAUCCGAAGGGAUUACUAAGGCCAAGAAUUUCCUUGAACAAAUUGAGGAACAUUUUGCUAAAAACGAUAAAGUUGAAAUGACAACACUUCUAGGUUCUUUGAUGACCAUGAAGUAUAAGGGUCAAGGAAAUGUAAGGGAGUACAUUAUGGAAAUGUAUCAUAUUGUCUCAAAGCUUAAGACACUUAAGAUUGAGCUUUUUGAUAAUGUGCUUGUGCUUAUGGUUUUGUUAACGCUUCCUGCACAGUUUAACCAAAUUAAAAUUAGCUACAACUGUCAAAAGGAGAAAUGGACUCUCAAUGAGCUCAUUUCUCACCGUGUGCAAGAGGAAGAAAGGUUAAAAAAGGACAAAACUAAAAGUGCUCACUUGGCCACUACCUCUAAGGAUAAGGGCAAGAAAAGGAAAUCAGAGAAUGAAGCUGCUAAGGGUCCAGCCUAA
Messenger RNA from Humulus lupulus (European hop), 864 nucleotides. RefSeq lists its product as uncharacterized. The record is from RefSeq and is a predicted model, not a curated record. Bases 1 to 864 code for a protein of 287 amino acids. The transcript is spliced from 2 exons. NCBI's taxonomy places the organism in Eukaryota, Viridiplantae, Streptophyta, Magnoliopsida, Rosales, Cannabaceae.